This is a messenger RNA of Castor canadensis (American beaver), 2511 nucleotides long. The record is from RefSeq and is a predicted model, not a curated record. NCBI's taxonomy places the organism in Eukaryota, Metazoa, Chordata, Mammalia, Rodentia, Castoridae.
CCCUUUUUGCUUUUAGUUUUUCAGACAGCGUUUUGCACCUUUUCCUGGCACCAACCUCAGGCAAAGCCUCUGCUCUCCAGCAAAGCUGGGAGGAGAGGCCUGUGCACCACAGUAACAGAGCUUUUUAAAUCAUGCAUUUCACUCUUUGUUUCGUUUCGUUUUCCUGGUAUUGUUCAAUAGUCUGACCCUGUGUUCCUCAUCCCAGCCUACUAAGAGUGUAUGCAAGGGAGAAAAUAACUUACAUUUGAGGGACUGAAAAGACUGGAGAGACUGACUGACUCAUCAGAAAGAUUCUGUGGGAAAGAGAUACUGAAAAUAUCUUUCUUACACACCAUGUUAAGUCACCAGUCUAUAUUUUACUUUAAGUGGAUUGAUUUCACAGUGGGAAGGAACUACUAGGCUGAAUGUUAGAUAUUAAUUGCUAGGAGACAGAAGUCAUCUUAUGAUGUCAUAGCUGCUCAGCUUGGGAACCAUUAUGAUGGAUUAGGUGAGUCUGUGCAGAUCUACUGGCGCAGCAUUUGUGAAGCUGCAGUGUUCAAAACCAUGCAGAUAAGCGUAGCUAACGAAAAAUUUACUUGAGAUGGCACAGGUAUCUUUAGAACCUCCAGAUGGUUCUCCCAAGGAUGAGUCCACUGGUUCAGAGACCCCCGUCACAUCUUCAUUGUGUGGUCACACAUCCACUGAGGACUCAGAAUUAAGGUCUAUUAUUGAGGAAAAGGCUUUUCGGGCUCUGUCUCAGGGUUCCCUGAUAAAAAGACCACAUCUCACUUUUUGAGUCUCUGAACCAGAUGACGACAAUGACUUUCUUUCCCUGACUUUUCCCAAAAAACUUUGGAAAACAGUAAACAGUGACAAAUUUAAGUCUAUUUGGUGGGAUGAAGAUGGCACUUCUAUAGUGAUUAACGAGGAACUCUUUAAGAAAGAAAUUUUGGAAAGAAAGGCUCCUUUCAGAAUAUUUGAAACUGACAUUAUGAAAAGUUUUGUUCGACAGCUUAAUCUUUAUGGAUUUAGUAAAAUGCGGAAAAAUUUUCAAAGAUCUGCUUCUCUAGCCGACUUCCUGGCAGAAGAAAAAGAAGUCUCUACCUUAAACAAGUUACAGUUCUAUCGUAACCCAAAUUUUAAACAAGGCUGUCCCCAGCUUUUAGUAAGAAUGAAACAAAGAAUUGGGAUUAAAAAUACUUCUCCAGUAACUGCUCCAUUGGUUCCAGAUCCCCACAAGAAGCACCUAAGAGCAGGGGGAAAUGCGGAUAACCAUAAUUCUGGUUUAGCUGACGAAGCUAGUAGAGAAAGUUUAUUUUCAACCUCUACAAAUUUAAGUGUGCCUCUGAUAAAGAAGCCUUCUUCCAGUCACAGAAUUGCUAACACAACCGACCUAAGGACAAGUGACUUUUCUCCUCCAUCAAUUUCAGCUAAACCAUCAGAACAAAGUGUCACAGAUCAGCAUCCAAUUUUCAAUCAGUUGACCUCUUUUCAUAGGCACUCACUGGGCAGCUAUAUACAGGCAAGUGCCCACAUUGUGAAUUUGAAUUUCGUUACAACUUCUUCUUCUAAAUACUACAUCCUACCUAACUUAGAGAACAUGUUUUCUGGACUAAUGAUGGUGCCUUCUACUUUCCCAAUUAGAUAUCCUGACCUAUCAACCAGUGAGGUUUCCGAGUCUAACCAGCUAACAGCAGGCAACCCACGGUACCCAGUGCCCACAAUAACUGAUACAUCUGCUGCCUCACAUUCAAAGUCAACUGAUAAAUAUGAAGAUCAAACAUCUUCGUUACAGCAACAGCUUCCUAACAACAGUCUAGCAAGCGAGUAGCAGAUUUUGCAGGAUGAAUUUCGGCUGACAAAUACGUAAAAUGUGCCUGUAAUUCUCUUAUGUGAACAAUAAAACUAUAUGUCCACCAUUGUGGCUUCUCUUUCCUUAUUUUUCAGAAAAUUCAAGAGUAAGAUGGUGUUUUAUUUCAAUGCAGACCACUGUACUAUUCAUCCUUUAACAUAUGAUCUUCUUAGUCAUUUGACAGGAAAUGGGUCACAAACCCGUCUAACUAAGUAGAGCUACUUUUUAAAAUAAAGAAAUAAUGAGAGCAAAGAAAACUGCAGUGAGGAAAAUUAGAGAUAUAAACUAGUCCGACAAGGGACUAAGGAGGGUAUAAAUCAGGAAGAGAAUUUUACAACUGGUAGUAACAAGGGCCAGUUUCUUUGGAAUGAGGCAUUCCAGCUGGUUUGUGCCUUUCAGUUCCUUUCACCAGAGAUGACCUUUCAUGUUUUCUAAUGCACUCUUUUAUCAUAUUGGUACCCUGCUCCAUCCCAGGACAAAGUUAAUUCCUUGUGCCUGCACUUAACACUGUUUAGGUUCUGAGCCAAGAUCCUCACAUGGCUAACAAAUUCUGUCAAGAUCUGGCAUCUCUGUACUUUGCAGCUUGUCUAUCUGUUCCACCACUGCUCGUCUGGAGCUACAUUCAGGCAAACUCCUUCUAGCACACCCAUUCCCAUCUUGUGACUUUUGUCUGUUUCCUC